CUGUCAGCUGAAAAACUGGCUAACUCGCUAGAGUUUAUCCUCAGUUUGAUUUCGACUUUCGCGCGGAAUGAAAAUCAUCGCCUCGGGAAAAUAUUCGCGGGCUAUUUUUUGCUAACACAGUGACUUUAAAACCUCGAUUUAAAGCGAACAGAAAAAAGGAACAGUGAUCUACACGUGUUGACUAUCGCCCACCCACUCUCCCACAUUGUUAUUUUUUCUUACGUUUCUUUCCCUCCUCGAAAUGACUAAUAAAGACGGAAAAAGUAAUUCCUGUAGUAGAUGUAGCAGCUGUUGCAGUAGUGACCAUCUCGUCGGCGCCAGCGAAAGUAGAUUCUACGAUAAUAACCGCUUCGGUGACUACCUCAACAAUAGUAGUAGCAGCAGCAACAGCAACAGCAACAGCAGUACUCUCACGCUCACCAGUGCCUCUAGCAGUAGUAGUAGUGGAUGUAGUUGUUGUCCCCAUUGUAAUCGCACCACGACGAGUAGCAACAGCAGCAGUAGUAGUAGUGGUUUUCUGAAUAUUGUCAACAUUCAGCGCAAGAUCUGAAAGUAUUUCACCAAUGAUUUUGUUGUGUGUUUUAUGUACGGCGUCAAAAUAGCACAACGAUCUAUAGUUGUCUACAGGAGCAACGUAAUUAUGUUUCAUACGGCAUUCUCAUUUACCCAUCUCAUCGAAUCAUAAAACUGCUAGAAAUUCAAUAAUUGAGUCACAAUAUGCUAGGACUCAUUUGACCUUACCUGUCUCUAAUAUCCCCUCGUAGCAUUUGAGGCAUUUGGCCUAUCUUCAAGGUAUAUUACAAUAGAAAUCAAAGCUGCUUCAUCAACUAAGCAGUGUUACAUCACUUUUGAAACUCGCAAAUUCAAAAGAGCAUUUUAGAAAACUCAAGUUUUCUAAUGAAUCAUUAGGCAAAUCACCAUGUAGAUUAAAAUAUUAUUGUUGAGUAUCGUAUGGAAAUUUUUGUUGUGCUAUCUCGAAGGCCUAAUUUAUGUACUGCACGAUUAACCAUGAUUUGUUUGUUGAAACGUUUCCGAAAUACAGCGUCAAAAGUAUACGAAUUGGAAACGCUAUCGUAAAAACUGCUACUAAUUAAUCGUUCAAUUUGCGAAAGACAACUAUUACU
This is a messenger RNA of Toxorhynchites rutilus septentrionalis, 1124 nucleotides long. RefSeq lists its product as uncharacterized. The coding region runs from base 242 to 550 and encodes 102 amino acids. The record is from RefSeq and is a predicted model, not a curated record. The transcript has 2 exons. Lineage: Eukaryota; Metazoa; Arthropoda; Insecta; Diptera; Culicidae.